AUGUCUUCUCUUUCUCCUCAAGAAACCUUUCGCCUAGGACCUUUCAUUGCCCCAAGAGUCUGGGUUGGCCUAUGGCAGCUUUCCAGCAAUGCUUGGGGUAGUGCACCAGUUUCAAAAGUACGCCAGGGAAUGGGACGCCAUGUCGAUAUGGGUUAUACGGCCUUUGCUGACCAUUACGGGAGUGCAGAACUGAUCUUCGGCCAGUUUCGAGCGUCUUUACCUUCACCAGAAAAAGUCAUCGGUGCGACAAAAUGGUGUGUUUUCGACAAGAAUGUGUCUCCCUCUCGAAGUUUCGUCCAGUCUGCCAUCGAAGAGCGCAUGGUGCGCAUGAGAACAACCAGUGUUGACUUGUUGCAAUUUCAUUGGGGCGACUAUUCUGACAAGGGUUACAUCACUGCACUGAUACACCUCGCAGACCUUAGAAACGAGGGAAAAAUUUCAGCCAUAGGCUUGUGCAACUUCGAUGCAAUCAGAACAGAUGAAAUAUGCACUGAGCUAGGCCCUGGGGUCAUCGUUUCGAACCAAGUUCAGUUCUCGAUAAUAGACACCAGAGUUCUACACGGAUUAGCUGAUGUUUGUCACAAACAUGGAAUCAAGCUUCUAACAUAUGGGACAUUGUGUGGCGGCUUCUUAUCAGAUAAAUGGCUGGGGUCUCCUGAGCCUGAUCUGUAUUCCGGAGAUCUCACGCCCUCUCAGCGAAAGUAUCUGGACAUGAUAGUGAAAGCGUGGGGAACUUGGGAGUUAUUUCAGUCGCUGCUGGUUGUAUUGCGCACGAUCGGUGAUCGUCACGGCAGAAGCAUUGCAAAUGUUGCCACUCGUUGGGUGCUAGAUCAUUCUUUUGUCGGGGCCGUCAUCAUAGGGGCGCGACUGGGACUUUCGGAGCAUCCUGAUGAAAACCGACAAAUAUUCGGCUUCCGUUUGACUCCCCAAGAUAAUGCCGUCAUAGAGACAGUCCUAGAUCGUUCCAAUGGCAGAACUAUUAUUACGUCAAUAGGCGAUUGUGGGGCAGAAUAUCGAUAA
Molecule: messenger RNA, 1020 nt
Organism: Psilocybe cubensis
Lineage: Eukaryota; Fungi; Basidiomycota; Agaricomycetes; Agaricales; Agrocybaceae
Exons: 8
Coding region: 1-1020 (339 amino acids)
Source: RefSeq, a predicted model, not a curated record